This is a messenger RNA of Canis lupus familiaris (dog), 3049 nucleotides long. It is a transcript of the gene FRMD8, whose product is annotated as FERM domain containing 8. Bases 169 to 2010 code for a protein of 613 amino acids. Gene Ontology annotation, cellular component: cytoskeleton; plasma membrane. The record is from RefSeq and is a predicted model, not a curated record. The transcript has 13 exons. Gene Ontology annotation, biological process: negative regulation of canonical Wnt signaling pathway. Lineage: Eukaryota; Metazoa; Chordata; Mammalia; Carnivora; Canidae.
CGGACGGGAGGGCGGCGCGUCCUCCCGGGGCAUCCCGGCCAGCCCCAGCCUCGACCCCCUCCCGCCUGUCGGCGCCCUGACCCCUCCCACCGGCCUCGACCUCGAGUUGGGUGAAGACCCGCUAGCCUGCGCACCAGUGCCUCCAGCGAACGCUGUUCACCUUUGCAGAUGAAUGGACGGGACAGAAGGCAGUGCUGGGCAACCGGGCCCCGCCGAGCGGUCCCAUCGAAGCAGCGUGUCCUCCGUGGGAGCCCGAGCCACACUUUGAGAGACGGGUGUUCUCCCUGCUUUAAGAUGAGGCAACUGACAUUCACACCUGCUGAAGAAGUCCGCGUGUUAGCGGGGGCCCAGGCUAGGAUUGGAACCCAAGUCUAUUGGCCUCCAGGCUCGGUGCUCCCCUAUGGUUCCUGCAGCUCCAGGGAUGGGGAUUUGAAUCUGGCUACUCUUCCAAGGGUCUUCCUUCAGCACCAGACUCCAGAUAAGAUCAUACGGGCUAUCACAACAGCUGACGUCCUGGUGUACCUGGCGGAUGACACAGUGGUGCCCUUGGCUGUGGAGAACCUGCCCUCGCUUAGCGCCCAUGAGCUGCACCGAGCUGUCCGUGAGGUCCUGCAGCUCCCGGACAUUGCCCUAGAUGCCUUCGCACUCUGGCUUGUGUCCCCUCUGCUGGAGGUGCAGCUGAAGCCCAAGCACCAGCCCUACAAGCUGGGCCGCCAGUGGCCAGAACUGCUCCUGCGCUUCACUGAUGCUCCUGACGAUGACGUGGCCAUGGAUGAGCCUUCCCUGCAGUUCCGAAGGAACGUGUUUUUCCCAAAGCGGCGGGAGCUCCAGAUCCAUGAUGAGGAGGUCCUGCGGCUGCUCUAUGAGGAGGCCAAAGGCAACGUGCUGGCCGCACGGUACCCAUGCGACGUGGAGGACUGUGAGACCCUGGGCGCCCUGGUGUGCCGCGUGCAACUCGGGCCCUACCAGCCUGGCCAGCCCACUGCCUGUGCCCUGAGGGAGAAGCUGGAUUCCUUCCUCCCUGCCCACCUCUGCAAGCGGGGCCAUGGGCUCUUUGCGGCACUCCGGGGCCGAGGGGCCAAGGCGGGGACAGGUGAACAGGGCCUGCUGAAUGCUUACUGCAAAGUGAAGGAAGCUGGCGACGGUGAGCACGGGGCCUCCCUGAGCACCCACUACCGUGCCUACCUCCUCAAGAGCCACGAGCUGCCCUUUUACGGGUGUGCCUUCUUCCAUGGCGAGGUGGACAAACCGGCCCAGGGCUUUUUACACCGGGGUGGGCGAAAGCAAGUGGCCGUGGCCAUCAGCUUGGAGGGCGUGCAUGUCAUUGACAGCAGGGAGAAGCAUGUCCUGCUGGGCCUGCGCUUCCAGGAACUGUCGUGGGACCACACCUCCCCCGAGGAGGAGGAGUCUGUCCUGUGGCUAGAGUUUGAUGGGGACAACGAGGGCACACCGGUCAACAAGCUCCUUAAGAUCUACUCCAAGCAGGUAGCAGUGACUGGAUCUUUUGGGGUGCUCUCUGAUGUUCCAGCAUCAAAUUCACCUGUCUUGACUUUCCAUUCCAUUGCUGAGGGAUGCUUGGGUUUCCGGUUUAUGACUAUCGCCAGUGACACUCGUGAUCGCUGCCAUGCGUGUCCUUUGUGCGCGUGUGUGGGUGUACACCCGGGAGUGGAACGGCUGGGCCAGCAGGCCGAGCUGAUGAGCAGUCUCAUCGAGUACUGCAUUGAGCUGAACCAGACUUCAGAGCCUGCUGCCUCCCAGGAAAAUGUGUCUGGCACCCCCUCAGCUGCUGGUGCCCCACCACCUCCCAUUCAGCGCCCACAGCUGCGGAGGCAGGGCAGCGUGGUAUGCAGCCGCCUCCAGCAUCUCUCCACCAUUGACUACGUGGAGGAAGGUCAGCAGAUCAAGCGGGUGAAACCAAAGCGCACCACAUCCUUCUUCAGCCGGCAGCUCUCCAUGGGCCAGGGGAGCUACACCGUGGUGCAGCCCACCGACAGCCUGGAGCAGGGCUGAGGGUGGCAGUGCCGGGCAGGGGGAGGGCACAGGGAGGUCCUCCCUGGACCUAGCCCAGCGCUCUUCUCCCAAGGGGCAGGACCAGGCUGUGGCUCUGGUGUUGCGUAGGAGGAUUACCUCGGAGAAGAAAGAAGCAGCUUCUGUGCCCGUGGUGGUACAUGGGCCACGCAGAGCUGGCUGGGGACUCCCGCAGGGUCUUCCUUGCAGCCUGCCUGCCUUCCCCCUGGACUCAGCCCCACUGCUGUCUCAGGACCAUCUGAGGAGGUUCUGGCCACCUCCUCCCAGCCAGGGAUGUGCCCUUCUCAAGAUGGACAGUGUCCCCGGCUCUGAAGUCCUCAGUGACAGCCCUGAUGGCAGGUGGCCAACAAAUAGGGUUCAGGACUAUAGGUCCGAUGUGUGUCUUUGGUCUUUUCCCUGGACUUUGGUGACCACAUCCCUGCAUUUCUUCUGCCACAUUCCACCCACGCUGCCAGUCUGGGCAUGGCCCUGAGCGGUGGGAAGGAGGCCUCCCUGGACUGAACCACAGCAGGAACAGAGAGAGUGAAGCCUCCCACCCAUACUCUCUCUGGCUGGAUGGAACUGGAGGGAGCCGGGCAAGGCCUGGCUCAGGGAGCACUCUGUGCUCCUCACUCAGGCCUCUUGUGGUCAGGACACAUUCUGACUGGAGGGAAAGUGCCUUUUUGCCAGCUUUUGAUAACAACACUGUUCCAGGAGGUGGCUGCCCUGUGGACCAAUGUGCCCACCAGAUCCACACUCUACACUUAAAGAGGCUCCCAAACCACCCUGGGCUUCAGGUUCUAGUUUUGCUCUUUUUUCAUCUGCUUCAGUUCCACAAAGCCUGUGAACUCUGGGGUAACGAGAAGAUGCCCCCACCAACCUCAGAGCUGCUGGCUCUCCUUCAAGAUGGCGCCAUGGCGUCCACCCUCCUGACCCUGGGGGUGGCCCAUGCAGGCAAACGUCCUAUGCAACUUGGUCUCCUCUUUCCAGGGACAUUGUAGGGAGGCUGGAUGUGGCACUGGGCAUGGUUUUUAACCUGCUU